Molecule: messenger RNA, 528 nt
Organism: Gordionus sp. m RMFG-2023
Lineage: Eukaryota; Metazoa; Nematomorpha; Gordioida; Chordodea; Parachordodidae
Exons: 4
Coding region: 1-528 (175 amino acids)
Biological process (GO): DNA integration
Molecular function (GO): nucleic acid binding
Source: RefSeq, a predicted model, not a curated record
AUGGAUGAUUUUCCAGGGGUAAUAUUCGCACAUUCGCGACCACGCCACCCAGAAACCAAUGGUUUAAUUGAGCGAGCAAAUGGAACUUUAGAGUCGCGAAUAAGCGGUUACAUGUUGGAAACAAAAAAAUAUGAUUGGGCGACUGCGCUCCCUAAAAUUGUAUUUAAUAUCAAUCUAGGAUUUUCUAGAACAAUUAAAAAUACCCCAUUUAAUGUAUUUUUCGCUAGAACACCUUAUUCGGUUGAUAGCGAACCGGAAGUGAUACCAGAAAUAGUUAAUGUGGAUUCUGAUCAUGAAGAAAUGAAUUUGGUUCAUACGAUUCCGACAUCAAGCGAAAACUCAUUGAUAGAAUAUGAUCCUGAUGAAAUCAGUUUGGUUCAUACUCUUCCGAGGUUAUCGUCAAGCGAAAACUCAUUGAUAGAAUAUGAUCCUGAUGAAAUCAGUUUAAUUCAAAAUGUUACACCAAGCUCACCGUUAAAUGAUAACUUAUUGAUCGAUUCUAGUCCCGAUGAAAUGAGUAAAAAAUGA